Prorocentrum cordatum is the source of this 1200-nucleotide messenger RNA. The record is from the annotation of a GenBank genome assembly. Lineage: Eukaryota; Dinophyceae; Prorocentrales; Prorocentraceae.
AUGGUGUACCUCACGGGCCUGACGGCCCCCGAGGCCGCCGCGGGCCGCUGGGCCUGGCUGCUGGCGCCGCCCCGCGUGGGGGCGGCAGUUGCGCCCUGGUGGUGCGCGGGCAUCUCGGAGGAGGGCCAGCCUGAGACAGCGCACCCCUCCGACGGAGGUGACUCGGCGGAGUCCGCGGACGCCAUUCAGGCGGCAGGCGGCGUGGCGCGCGGGCGCGGCCGUCGCAAGCGGGGAAAUGGGCGCGCCGCUUGUUCCAGCAGCUGCGCGCGCACGGCAGCCGGCAGCGCCGGUAGCAGCGAGGGCUGCUUCGACGGCGCCGCCGGAGGCGCCCGCGAACCCCCGCUGCGGCACCGACGCCGCGCGCUGGACCGUGCUUGGGCGGACACCGACGACGGAGUCGACGGCGACCUCAGGGUGCCCGCGCCGCCUCGCGCGAGUUCGGCGGCGAAGUCGCAGACCGCGAUGCUGCGGCGGACUCUGGCUGCUGGCUCUGGCUGCUGGCGCCAGCGCGGCUCCGGAGGUGGCCGCGGGGGCGACCUGGCUGCCGGCGCGGCGCAAGCGCAGGCGGCGGCGCUGCCCGAGGGGGCGCUCGGCGGCGCCAGGGUUCCUGGUGCCGGCGGCGCGGCAGCCGGCGUGGCCCCUCUGCGGCAGGCGCACCCGGCAGCGGCAGUGCUCUGGCUGCCGGCGGGGGCGCCCCAGACGCCACAGCUGCGCUCUGCUGCGCCGAGGCUUCGUCGCCUUGCCUUCGGCGUCCCCGGGCUCCUGGUGUCCUCCGCCUGCCUGGGCCUCUGCGCCGUGCUGCUGGGCGGGGCGCACGCGGCGCUGUGCGGGCUCGCGGCCGAGGGCGCGCUCGGCGCGGUGGCGGGCGCGCUGGUGCGCCUGCCGAUCACGCUCCACUUCGGCUGGAUCAGUUGCGCCGCCCUGGUCAACCUGAACAACUGGAUGGCCAACAGCGGCUCGGGCCUCCGCGCCAAGCUGGUGUUGGCCUACGGCUCGGUGGCCGCUGCCGUGGCGGCCGCCGGCUGCGUCUCGGCCGCCCGCCGCGACCCGGUGUAUCCGCUCGUGGUGGCCUGGUCGCUGACGGCCGUCUACCGGUUCAGCGCGCGGGACGGGAGCCCAGGGCCGCUGCGGGCCGCGGAGCUAGGCGGGGCGGCGGCGGCGGCGUGCAUGGUGGUGGCGUGCUGCGUGUGGGGGGCCUGA